Messenger RNA from Symphalangus syndactylus (siamang), 785 nucleotides. Its product is annotated as histone H3.1. Lineage: Eukaryota; Metazoa; Chordata; Mammalia; Primates; Hylobatidae. Gene Ontology annotation, cellular component: nucleosome. The record is from RefSeq and is a predicted model, not a curated record. Gene Ontology annotation, molecular function: DNA binding; structural constituent of chromatin; protein heterodimerization activity.
UCAGUUGUGACGGUUGCUUGAAACCCAUUCCCAUGGCCCGCACGAAGCAAACAGCUCGUAAGUCUACUGGCGGCAAAGCGCCACGCAAGCAGCUGGCCACUAAGGCGGCUCGCAAGAGCGCGCCAGCCACCGGUGGCGUGAAGAAGCCCCACCGCUACCGGCCUGGUACUGUCGCUCUCCGUGAAAUCCGCCGCUAUCAAAAAUCGACUGAGCUACUGAUUCGCAAGCUGCCAUUCCAGCGUCUGGUACGUGAGAUCGCGCAGGACUUCAAGACCGACCUGCGCUUCCAGAGCUCGGCGGUGAUGGCGCUGCAGGAGGCCUGCGAGGCUUACCUGGUGGGGCUCUUUGAGGACACCAACCUGUGUGCUAUCCACGCCAAGCGAGUGACUAUCAUGCCAAAGGACAUCCAGCUCGCUCGCCGCAUUCGCGGAGAGAGGGCAUAAGUUAUACUGAGGGUGUGUGCCAACUGAAACCAAAGGCUCUUUUCAGAGCCACCAAAAAUUUCAGCUGAAAGCGCCGCAGCACUAGGGAGUAACGUCUCCUAAAACAAGGAGGAUGGAGGGUUAGGGGAUGGGGGCAGGGCCGGUGGCUUUUCUAAACUAUGCUUUUGUCUCUUGGCCAUUGUCUUCAAAAUGGCCGGGAGCGGCGGCUCACGCCUGUAAUCCCAGCACUGUGGGAGCCUGAGGCGGGCGGAUUACUUAUACAAAGGUCAGGAAUUUGAGACUAGUCUGGCUAACAUGGUGAAACCCCGUCUUCACUAAAAGUACAAAACCAAAAAACAAAAA